This is a messenger RNA of Phytophthora sojae, 318 nucleotides long. RefSeq lists its product as hypothetical. Bases 1 to 318 code for a protein of 105 amino acids. NCBI's taxonomy places the organism in Eukaryota, Oomycota, Peronosporomycetes, Peronosporales, Peronosporaceae. The record is from RefSeq and is a predicted model, not a curated record. The transcript is spliced from 2 exons.
AUGGACCCCACCAACGACCUCGCCGCCGGGACUCCUGCCGCCAAGACUGGGUUGUCGAUCCAGCCGGCGACCGACGCGAACACAAGCACACUUGGGGCCAAGUUCGCCCAGAAAGCGGGGACACCUUCCAACCAAGACGACAACGAGGCGUCGGACGAAGCGAGGAAGAGCGCGCUGGAGAAGCAGUUCAUCGCGUCCCAGGCUAUCACUGGUCUGGGCCGCCCGCUUGCCAGUCGAAGGCAGACAGAUGCUGCGGCUGUGAAGCAGGCGCAGGAGAUGCCCGUGGAUAGCGGUUUUGCAGCACAAAUAUUGAUCUAA